Messenger RNA from Adineta ricciae, 405 nucleotides. The record is from the annotation of a GenBank genome assembly. NCBI's taxonomy places the organism in Eukaryota, Metazoa, Rotifera, Eurotatoria, Adinetida, Adinetidae.
AUGCCCAAGAUAGAUCUAACAGUACAACAAUUACGUGGUUAUAAUGGAAUCGAAUCGAACGGACGAAUUCUUACUGCAAUCUACGGGGAUAUAUUUGAUGUUAGCCAACGCAGCGAUUUGUACGGAUUAGGAGGAUCAUAUUCGUUGUUUGCUGGCCGUGAUGCAACGCGUGCAUUGUCGAAGAUGCAAUUAGAUCCGUCGUUGUUUUCGAAUGAAUACGAUGAUCUGUUAGAUUUAACUGAUAAAGAACGAGCAACUGCACGAAGUUGGCACGAAGAUUUUCGAGAAAAAUACGAUGUUGUUGGUCGUUUACUAAAACCAGGAGAAAAACCAAAUGUUUAUCCAUCCGAAGAAACAGUUGUUGAUGGUGGUGGUUACAAUUUAAACAAUAAGAAGAGAGAAUAA